GUUAAAGAGUUUGUGUGUGGUAAGAGUUCUGUUUUGACGCAGCAGAAAAAAAGAUUCAAUUCUUGCGGCUAUUUCGGUGAGGUCUACAUGUGUUUUAUUCACAAGGAUGCUCAAAGCAACACUUUUGAAUUGUCAUCUCGUCUUGACAUGUGUAUUGCUGAAUUCCUGUAUGGAUUUGCUCACCAUGGACACAGUCGCCAUGGAUAUAUGCAUUAUGUAUACACUUAAUAUGGAUACACUCAUAACGGAUCAUAUUUCUGUGGUUGACUCUUCAAUGUCUAGAAACAACUAAAAUGAACAUGUCGCUUAUCUAGGGGUUGUUAUCGGAAGUUGAUGUGCCAAUGUCAAGGUCACUCUCAGUUUUUCAACUCCCGGAAUACACUAAUGGAAGAUUCGAUGAGUCAGUGAGUAUUUUAUUCAGCGUAUGAAAGCUUGUAAUGACCAGUCAGUGAGUAUGUUAUUCAGCUUAUAAAAGCUUCUAAUGACCAGUCAGUGAGUAUGUUAUUCACCGUAUGAAAGCUUCUAAUGAUGAGUCAGUGAGUAUGUUAUUCAGCGUAUGAAAGCUUCUAAUGACCAGUCAGUGAGUAUGUUAUUCACCGUAUGAAAGAUUCUAAUGAUGAGUCAGUGAGUAUGUUAUUCACCGUAUGAAAGCUUCUAAUUAUGAGUCAGUGAGUAUGUUAUUCAAUUGAAGAUUUAGCUUCCAUGGAUCUGGAUGUUAUUCUAUAAAUUCGCAACUUUUGGUUUUGUUUUAAGUAAAUAGUAAUGUUGUUUUAUACUUUAUAUUUGUGGCUAAUUGUUUAUUAAAAUGAAUUCAUUAAUAUCAUCUUAUUAUGCGCCCUUCACAUGACCCAGGGUAUAAGAUGCACUUUGUGAAUUUACCCUUCACAUGACCCAGGGUAUAAGAAGCAUUUUGUGAAUUUACCCUUCACAUGACCCAGGGUAUAAGAAGCCCUGUAUUGUUGCUAUUUGUGUUGUUUUCGCGACAAUGGGCAGCAGUUGUUACUGUCACACACAUUUGACUGACAAUUGGCAGCAGUUGUUACUGUCACACACAUUUGACUGACAAUGGGUAGCAGUUGUUACUGUCACACACAUUUGACUGACAAGGGGCAGCAGUUGUUACUGUCACACACAUUUGACUGACCAUUGGGCAGCAGUUGUUACUGUCACACACAUUUGGCUGACAAUUGGGCAGCAGUUGUUACUGUCACACACAUUUGACUGACAAUGGGCAGCAGUUGUUACUGUCACACACAUUUGACUGACAAGGGGCAGCAGUUGUUACUUUCACACACAUUUGACUGACAAUGGGCAGCAGUUGUUACUGUCACAGUUGUUACUUUCACACACAUUUGACUGACAAGGGCCCGCAGUUGUUACUGUCACACACAUUUGCCGAUGACAAGCCCCCCCCCCCGCCCUAUUUACUCCAUGAUUAAAUCCAUUUCUCCUUCACUGAGAACAAGUGAGGUGACGCCACCGUGGGUGUAUCGGGGCGUAUCGGGGCAUAAGUGGAAUAGUUUAUGAAAUGCCUGGACCUCCCUUCCAAUUCCCCAGAACAUCAUAGAGCAAAUAUUAAAUCAUGAAAACUAAGAACAUCAAACAAUUUUAAAAAAGUGAAAAUUUCUUUCUUUGAAAAAAUUAGCAUCUUUUUUAGAAGAAGAGGCACUGACCCUAGCUACGUCACUGUGUCAACAUCCUUAGACUGGCGACUCUUCUUUCUGUCAUUGUCUUCAGCGAGUCAAAACUAUAGCGACCUUCUUUCUGUCAUUGACUGUCUCAACACCUCAAGACUAGCGACUUGUUUCUGUCAUUGACUACCUCAAUCAUUGACUGCCUCAACACCUCAAGACUAGUGACUUGUUUCUGUCAUUGACUGCCUCAAUCAUUGACUGCCUCAACACCUCAAGACUAGCGACCUUCUUUCUGUGUGCAAGACUUAGCACCAUGUAAUAAGACAAAACAUUAUGUCCCAAUCGGGGAUGCUUCCUGGGCCAUGGGGUGAGGGUGGGAGGGGGGAAAUGAAUGGAGACUACUGGGGGCAGGGGGAGCGUCAGGGGUUAAUCAUGACUGAUGGUGUUGGGCUUGUUUAUGGUCUCUCAGAUUAAAGUGAAGGGUCAACGUGACACGAGUGACGUCAUCAUUGAAUGAGUUUUUCCGGAUCAUCUGCAGUUUCUUUCCCGCUCUGGCCAAAGUAAACUCGUUCAUAUUUAUUGAUAGUUGAUUUUUGUAUGCAAUGUUAUUUGAUUUUAUUUAUGAUUUCUGGGAUAAAAAGAACUGCAUUAUGGGAUUGGCGUGACAAGAUCUAGAUUGUUGGGCCUCAAUGACUGUAGCCGAAUAGGGUUAUUCAACAUUUUGGAAAUAGGAUAUUUUUGCAUUGUGGCAUAUAGUGUUGCUUUAGAUCUGAGCCCGACUACCGAUGUCAAACGAGACGAUGAUUGGCUUGUUAACACGGGGUAAAACAAACAGGACAAGGAUUGGCUUGUUAAAACGGGGUCAAAAUACGGGACGAUGAUUGGCUUGUUAAAACGGGGUCAAAAUACGGGACGAUGAUUGGCUUGUUAAAACGGGGUAAAACAAACAGGACAAUGAUUGGCUUGUUAAAACGGGGUCAAAAUACGGGACGAUGAUUGGCUUGUUAAAACGGGGUCAAAAUGACGGGACGAUGAUUGGCUUGUUAAAACGGGAUCAAAAUAACGGGACGAUAAUUGGCUUGCAAACACGGUGUCCAGCGAUUAAAGUUAGACUGCACGGUACAUCUGAAUUUUCGUAUGUCAUAUGAUUCACAGGACACGUCACUAUAUCAGUGAGUAUGAAAGACAGGCAAAGAUGUCUCUGUUGUCUUAUACUUCAUCGCACACUCUUCACUUCUGUAUUAUGUAAUACUUGGACUAUGUGUUAUGUAAUACUUGGAAUAUGUGUUAUGUAAUACUUGGACUAUGUGUUGUCUAAUUCGUGGACUACGUACUGUGUAAGACUUGGACUAUGUGUUGUCUAAUUCGUGGACUUCGUACUGUGUAAUACUUGGACUAAGUGUUGUCUAAUUCGUGGACUACGUACUAUGUAAUACUUGGACUAUGUGUUGUGUAUGUCGUGGACUACGUAUACUGUGUAAUAAGUUGAGUAUGUACUGUAUAAUUCAUGGACUACGCACAGUGUAAUAUUUGGAAUAUGUAUUGUGUAAUACUUGGCCUACGUACUGUUUAAUACUUGGACGAAGUACUAUGUAAUACUUGUACUAUGUGUUGUCUAAUUCGAGGACUACGUACUGUGUAAUACUUGGACUAUGUGUUGUCUAAUUCGUGGAGUACGUACUGUGUAAAUCUUGGACUAUGUGUUGUCUAAUUCGUGGACUACGUACUGUGUAAUACUUGGACUAUGUGUUGUCUAAUUCGUGGAUUACGUACUGUGUAAUACUUGGACUAAGUGUUGUCUAAUUCGUGGACUACGUACUAUGUAAUACUUGGACUAUGUGUUGUGUAUGUCGUGGACUACGUAUACUGUGUAAUAAGUUGACUAUGUACAGUAUAAUUCAUGGACUACGUACAGUGUAAUAUUUGGAAUAUGUAUUGUGUAAUACUUGGCCUACGUACUGUUUAAUACUUGGACGACGUACUAUGUAAUACUUGUGCUAUGUGUUGUCUAAUUCGUGACAACGUACUGUGUAAUACUUGGACUAUGUGUUGUCUAAUUCGUGACAACGUACUGUGUAAUACUUGGACUAUGUGUUGUCUAAUUCGUGGACUACGUAAUGUGUAAUACUUUGACUAUGUGUUGUCUAAUUCGUGGACUACGUACUGAGUAAUACUUGGACUAUGUGUUGUCUAAUUCGUGGACCACGUACUGUGUAAUACUUGGACUAUGUGUUGUCUAAUUCGUGGACUACGUACUAUGUAAUACUCGGACUAUGUGUAGUCUAUGUCCUGGACUACGUACUGUGUAAUAUGUGGACUAUGUACUGUAUAAUUCAAUGACUACGUAUAGUGUAAUACUUGGAAUAUGUAUUGUGUAAUACUUGGUCUACGUACUAUUUAAUACUUGGACUAUGUAUUGUAUAAUACUUUGUCUUACGUAUUGUGUAAUACUUUGACUCUGUAUUAUAUGAUACUUGGUCUACGUAUUGUGUAAUACUAGGACCAGUGUUUCUUUCAGGCGUCUUUCCGGGGGGAAUGUCAAGUGCCUGUUACUGUCUCCCAAUGGGAAAAUGUGUAUAUUAAGUGCCUGUUAGUGUCCCCCCACGGGGAAAAUGUGUAUGUCAAGUGCCUGGUAGUGUCCCCCAGAGGGAAUUUAUGUAUGUCAAGUGCCUGUUAGUGUCUCCCCACUGGGGAAAACGUGUAUAACAAUAAAACGAAAAUAUAUUUUAUUAUGCAAAUAAAAUACUAUAUUGUGAUUUUUAUAAAAGUUUUAAAAAGAAUAAUAACUGAUGCCUUGUUACAAUGUGCGGGACCAGUGAAAUGUCCCGGAGCUCGAUCUGUUAGAUGUUCCGCCAAUGUGAGGCUGAUCUGGUGAGAAACUUACACUAUUCGAUUAUAAAUAUCCCAAUGUUUGGAAGAUUGACCCCACCUGAUGAUGACCCGAACUCUAACCUCCCGUUGUUCGGAUGUCAUGGUAUUUUUCUUUAAUACAUUUUUUGCCACUUCACAAGCUUAAAUAUUUUAAUAACAGUGUGGAACUACAUUUGACGUCAUUUUAAAGGUCUAUUAUUUUAAUUUAGUUCCUGAUAAGUAUCAAACAUGUGCAAUCUGUUUUCCAAUUAUAUUUCAUUAUAAAGCAUGACUUUUCUCUUUUUAAUAUCAGAAUAAUAAUCCAUUACCUUAAAAUAUUUGUUCAUUUAUUUUUUAAAGAUAAAAUACAGCAGAGAGCUAAUAUUAAACCACCAUUUUCUCAAAUAGCAUUUCGAUUAUCAUGCCAAUUCCAUGUUAUGUACUAGUCUUAGAAAGAAAAAAAAAAUCUAAAUCUUCAAAUUAACAUUAAAUUUUAUGGAUUUAAUUAUGAAAUUUGUUCAAAUGUGUUCAAGUGUAUCAAAGAUGAUAUUAAGAUUUCAACUGAAGAAAGUUUUAGUUGUUAGAAAUUCCAAACCAACAUUUGAAUCCACUAAUCCACUUACUAUUGGGAACUGUAUACUUUAUUUUCGUACGAUUUCCAACGAAUAAAUUCACUCCUUAGUAAAUAUAUGUUGUCUUCUGUAAACAACUCAAGUCUUCUUAACAUAAUUACGCGCUUUUAUAUGAUUUAUAAAAAAUAACCAGUUUAGAAAAAUCAUGUAUAGACCUUUCUACAAAACUCUUUUUUCCCUUUUGACUCAUAUAAAACUUGGAAAUAUUUGGAGAAUGUAUUUAGUAUAAAUAGAUUCAUUCGCUCAACAUUUAAAAUCAUGUUUUCAGUGCUUCUCUGUGACUGAAAUCUUUUUUAGAGUUACAAAAAAUCACUUAGUUAUUAAGUAAUUUACCCUAAACAUAGUUUUAACAAGAGAUAAAAACACAGUGUAAUUAGUAUCUAACAAAACUAUGCGUGUUGCAAAAGUAGGUCAAGUAGAGCCCUCGCUUGACUUUCUGAGGCCCCCCGAGACCCCCUGCCACUUUUCUGUUUUUUCCUUUCAUUCAUAUUUGAUCAUUUAAAGUGUCCACAGCAAAACUUUAGGCCCUUAAGCCUUAAAAUGUUUAAGGCCCCAUGUAGCGGCGGGGCUUACAGGGCCCACACUAUGGCUCUGAGGAGCUGCUGGGCCCACACGAUGGCUCUAAGCGGUUGCAGGGCCAACACGGUGGCUCUGAGGAGUUGCAGAGCCAACACGAUGGCUCUGAGGGGUUGCAGGGCCAACACCAUGGCCCUUAGUUAAAGAUAAACAUACAAUUGUAACUAGCAUCUUCCCGUUGCUCUUCGAUUAAGUGUAGAGUGAUGUGUGUGUGUGUGUGUGUAUAUGUGUGUGUGUGCUAAAAUCCCAUCUUACAUUUUAAAUUUAUCAAAAAUAAUCUGCCAUCAUCAUCAUCAUCGCCUGUUAGGGCUUAUUCUGGCGUUUCCCGUUCGAAAUGACCCCUUCCCAAUGGCCUGAAAGAAACACCAUGACCCCUUCCCAAUGGUCUGAAAGAAACACCAAGAACCCUUCCUAAUGGUCUGAAAGAAACACCAAGACCCCUUCCUAAUGGUCUGAAAGAAACACCAAGACCCCUUCCUAAUGGUCUGAAAGAAACACCAAGCCCCCAUCCCAAUUGUCUGAAAGAAACACCAAGACCCCUUCCAAAUGGUCUGAAAGAAACACCAAGCCCCCAUCCCAAUUGUCUGAAAGAAACACCAAGACCCCUUCUAAAUGGUCUGAAAGAAACACCAAGCCCCCAUCCCAAUUGUCUGAAAGAAACACCAAGACCCCUUCCUAACGGUCUGAAAGUAACACCAAGACCCCUUCCAAAUGGUCUGAAAGAAACACCAAGCCCCCAUCCCAAUUGUUUGAAAGAAACACCAAGACCCCUUCCAAAUGGUCUGAAAGAAACACCAAGCCCCCAUCCCAAUAGUCUGAAAGAAACACCAAGACCCCUUCCUAAUGGUCGGAAAGAAACACCAAGACCCCUUCCAAAUGGUCUGAAAGAAACACCAAGCCCCCAUCCCAAUUGUCUGAAAGAAACACCAAGACCCCUUCCAAAAGGUCUGAAAGUAACACCAAGCCCCCAUCCCAAUAGUCUGAAAGAAACACCAAGACCCCUUCCUAAUGGUCUGAAAGAAACACCAAGCCCCCUUCCAAAUGGUCUGAAAGAAACACCAAGCCCCCAUCCCAAUUGUUUGAAAGAAACACCAAGACCCCUUCCAAAUGGUCUGAAAGUAACACCAAGCCCCCAUCCCAAUAGUCUGAAAGAAACACCAAGACCCCUUCCUAAUGGUCUGAAAGAAACACCAAGCCCCCAUCCCAAUUGUCUGAAAGAAACACCAAGACCCCUUCCAAAUGGUCUGAAAGAAACACCAAGCCCCCAUGCCAAUGGUCUGAAAGAAACACCAAGACCCCUUCCUAAUGGUCUGAAAGAAACACAAAAGCCCCUUCCUAAUGGUCUGAAAGAAACACCAAGACCCCUUCCUAAUGGUCUGAAAGAAACACCAAGACCCCUUUGUAAUGGUCUGAAAGAAACACCAAGACCCCUUCCUAAUGGUCUGAAAUAAACACCAAGACCCCUUCCAAAUGGUCUGCAAGAAACACCAAGACCCCUUCCUAAUUGUCUGAAAGAAACACCAAGACCCCUUCCUAAUGGUCUGAAAGAAACACCAAGACCCCUUCCUAAUGGUCUGAAAGAAACACCAAGACCCCUUCCAAAUGGUCUGAAAGAAACACCAAGACCCCUUCCAAAUGGUCUGAAAGAAACACCAAGACCCCUUCCAAAUGGUCUGAAAGAAACACCAAGACCCCUUCCAAAUGGUCUGACAGAAACACCAAGACCCUUUCUAAUGGUCUGAAAGAAACACCAAGACCCUUCCUAAUGGUCUGAAAGAAACACCAAGAUCCCUUCCUAAUGGUCUGAAAGAAACAGCAAGACCCCUUCCUAAUGGUCUGAAAGAAACACAAAGACCCCUUCUUAAUGGUCUGAAAGAAACACCAAGACACCUUCCUAAUGGUCUGAAAGAAACACCAAGACCCCUUCCUAAUGGUAUGAAAGAAACACCAAGACCCCUUUCCAAUGGCCUGAAAGAAACUACAAGACCCCUUCCCAAUGGUCUGAAAGCAACACCAAGACCCCUUCCUAAUGGCCUGAAAGAAACACCAAGACCCCUUCCUAAUGGUAUAAAAGAAACACCAAGAUCCCUUCCUAAUGGCCUGAAAGAAACACCAAGACCCCUUCCCAAUGGUCUGAAAGAAACAUCAGACCCCUUCCUAAUGGUCUGAAAGAAACAUCAAGACCCCUUCUCAAUGGCCUGAAAGAAACACCAAGACCCCAUCCCAAUUGUCUGAAAGAAACACCAUGACCCCUUCCUAAUGGUCUGAAAGAAACACCAAGACCCCUUCCUAAUGGUCUGAAAGAAACACCAAGACCCCUUCCAAAUGGUCUGAAAGAAACACAAAGACCCCUUCCUAAUGGUCUGAAAGAAACACCAAGACCCCUUCCUAAUGGUCUGAAAGAAACACCAAGACCCCUUCCCAAUGGUCUGAAAGAAACACCAAGACCCCUUCCUAAUGGUCUGAAAGAAACACCAAGCCCCCAUCCCAAUGGUCUGAAAGAAACACCAAGACCCCUUCCUAAUGGUCUGAAAGAAACACCAAGACCCCUUCCUAAUGGUCUGAAAGAAACACCAAGACCCCUUCACAAUGGUCUGAAAGAAACACCAAGACCCCUUCCUAAUGGUCUGAAAGAAACACCAAGAACCCUUCCUAAUGGUCUGAAAGAAACACCAAGACCCCUUCCCAAUGGUCUGAAAGAAACACCAAGACCCCUUCCUAAUGGUCUGAAAGAAACACCAAGACCCCUUCCCAAUGGUAUGAAAGCAACACCAAGAACCCUUCCCAAUGGUCUGAAAGAAACACCAAGACCCCUUCCUAAUGGUCUGAAAGAAACACCAAGAACCCUUCCUAAUGGUCUGAAAGAAACACCAAGACCCCUUCCUGAUGGUCUGAAAGAAACACCAAGACCCCUUCCUGAUGGUCUGAAAGAAACACCAAGACCCUUUCCAAUGGUCUGAAAGAAACACCAAGACCCCUUCCUAAUGGUCUGAAAGAAACACCAAGACCCCUUCCUAAUUGUGUUUUCACCUUGUUAUUAAUUGUUUUCACCUUGUUAUUAAUUGUGUUUUCACCUUGUUAGUAAUUGUCUUUAAACCUGCAUAUUAAUUGUGUUUAAACCUUGUUAUUAAUUGUGCUUAAACAUUGUUUUUAAUUGUGUUUAUCCUUGUUAAUAAUUGUGUUUACACCUAGCUAUUUACUAUGUUUGAUUAUAUUUACCUUGAAGAUAUAUCGAACAAGAAUCACCCUGGCUCUUAAAACCCCCUAACCCCUUUUUUUUUUCUUUUCUUUUUCCCGCAAGUAGGAUGCCUUUAUGUAUGCAUACAAAUUUGCAGUAAAAUUCUAUUAUAAUUCAUAAUUUUAAUUACAUAAAAAAACAUACCCCAAACCGUAUUGCCACAUAAAACAAAGCACUCUCAUAUGUUCCCACAUUCUUAUUGGAACACAACACAACACACUCUUAUAUGUGCCCACAUUCUUAUUGGAACACAACACAACGCACUCUUAUAUGUGCCCACAUUCUUAUUGGAACACAACACAACGCACUCUUAUAUGUGCCCACAUUCUUAUUGGAACACAACACAACGCACUCUUAUAUGUGCCCACAUUCUUAUUGGAACACAACACAACGCACUCUUAUAUGUGCCCACAUUCUUAUUGGAACACAACACAACGCACUCUUAUAUGUGCCCACAUUCUUAUUGGAACACAACACAACGCACUCUUAUAUGUGCCCACAUUCUUAUUGGAACACAACACAACGCACUCUUAUAUGUGCCCACAUUCUUAUUGGAACACAACACAACGCACUCUUAUAUGUGCCCACAUUCUUAUUGGAACACAACACAACGCACUCUUAUAUGUGCCCACAUUCUUAUUGGAACACAACACAACGCACUCUUAUAUGUGCCCACAUUCUUAUUGGAACACAACACAACGCACUCUUAUAUGUGCCCACAUUCUUAUNCCCCUACCGUGCCCCCCCCCCCCCCCCCUUAAUUCACCACAUCCCUCUCUUUAAACCCCCACCAUGCCUCCCCCAACUUUUAGAUUGUAUGUAGUGUUUUAUGAGCUAAAUAUUUUGGAUGUUUCUGUUAUAUGUUUUUAUGCUUUGAAAACAUCAUGGGUUUAUUGAACUCUACAUUAACAAAUAAUAUCUCAAAAAUGGGGACAAUUUAAAUGAAAUAUUUAAAAAAAAAAUAAGUUUUAGGAAUACUCGGGAAAGAAUACGUUAUAAUUUAUAAGGAAUACUGUAGAAAAAAUAAUUUUUAGGGAAUACUGUAGACAUUAUAAGAAAUAAAUACUUGAUAAAAUAGUGAUGUGAGAAAUAUGCAAUUUUCGGUGUCUUUCUUCACAGUGAAAUAAAAACAGAGAUAAUUGGACAUUUGACACUCUAAUACGAGCAUUAGACACAUUUAUAUUCACACAACCAAUAGUCUAUUGACACAACCAAUAAUUUAUUGACACAACCCAUAAUCUAUUGACACAACCAACAAUUCAUUGACACAACUAAAAAUCUAUUGAUACAACCAAUAAUGACACCACCAAUAAUCUGUUGGCACAACCAAUAAUCUAUUGACACAAUCAAUUGACCGAACUAAAAUUUAUUGACACAAUAAAUAAUCUUUCAAUACAACCAAUAAUGUGUUGAUACUAACAAUAAUUUAAUGACACUUCAAAUAAUCUAUUGACGCUACCAAUAAUCUAUUGACCUUACCAAUAAUCUAUUGACACUACAAUACUCUAUUGACACUACCAAUAAUCUAUUGACCUUACCAAUAGUAUAUUGACCUUACCAAUAAUCUAUUGACACAACCAACAAUCGAGUGUAAGGCAAGCGUUCAUUUAUUUAUAUUGAAGGAAAUAUGCCUCCAGUUAAGAACUGAAAGUUUCAAGAGUGAAUGUUGUAGACUUAUUGUGAUAAGAAAGUUGUAUACAUAUUGUAAUAAGAAAGCUGUAGACUUAUUGUGAUAAGAAAGUUGUAGACAUAUUGUUGUAAGAAAGUUGUAGACAUAUUGUUGUAAGAAAGUUGUAGACAUAUUGUUGUAAGGAAGUUGUAGACAUGUUGUAAGAAAGUUGUAGACAUAUCGUUUUAAGUAAGUUGUAGACAUAUUAUUGUAAGAAAGUUGUAGACAUAUUGUUGUAAGAAAGUUGUAGACAUAUUGUUGUAAGAAAGUUGUAGACAUAUUGUUGUAAGAAAGUUGUAGACAUAUUGUUGUAAGAAAAUUGUGGACAUAUCGUUUUUAGUAAGUUGUAGACAUAUCGUUUUAAGUAAGUUGUAGACAUAUUGUUGUAAGAAAGUUGUAGACAUAUUGUAAGAAAGUUGUAGACAUAUUGUUGGAAGAAAGUUGUACAUAUUGUUGGAAGAAAGUUGUACACAUUGUUGUAAGAUAAAUUCUUUGAUAAAACCUAAGUAUUUCAAGUAAUAACUACUUCCUUAGCUUGGUCGGGAUUGAUAUUAAAAUUAUUUUAACAUGAUAUGUUGACUCAUCGUCUCAGAAACUAAAAUCGCUAUUGACAUUUAUCAUCAUUUAUAAAUAUCACAUUUAUUUAUAAAACCUUGAAAUAGUUCAGCACUUGAAUGAUUUUUAAUGGUGUAAAAAAAAUCAAUUAUAAAUAUCUAUUUUUAGUCAGGUUAUCUUUUGAAAUAAUCUAAUCUUGAUAUAUAGAUACAUUCAUUUUUUCUGAAAUGUAAUAUAUAUUGUAUAAAUACAAUUUUUAAAAAAAAAUGUAUACUUGAAAUAUUUAAAAUACAUUUUGUUUAAGUCCAAUAGUUAAAAUCUAUUUUGUAUGGUCCAAUGUUUCUAAUAGCCGGCUCAUGAUUUAAUGACGUCAUUGUUUGGGCAAAUGAUUGAACUCUCGAAUGGGUCGAACUAUCGGCUUUAAAUUGAGACAUAUGAAUACAUCUUAAUUUAAAUGCGUAUUGAGACAUGUGUAAAAUAGAUUUUAUUUUCUGUACUCCAGAGAAACGAAUAUAGUUCAUAUGACGUAUUUCUGUUUAAGAAUUCAAUUAAAAACUCUUGUGUCACAACAAAAAUUAUUGUUAUAUUAAACUAUGACCUCAUAGAGUGACUCUUAUUUUUAGAUUGUCGGGAUCAAGUUAGGGUCAGAAAUGUAAUAGCGCAUGUAAUGUAUGGUCUAAAUGUUCCUUGAAUACCGACAUUGAAGUGUAUCAACUGUUGUACAAUAGUGUCAACACUUUUAGCAUGGGUAAUUAAAUAUUCGAAUGAUCAGAGUGUCAUCAAUAUUUAACGAAUAAUUUCAAAACCACCAGUAAGCCAUCAACAAAUUCAAAUCAGCACAAUUAGUCAUGCUAGCUUUAACAUGCUAGCCUUAACAUGCUAGAUUUUACAGGCACGCUAAAAGAAACAAGUGGUUGUUACUAAAUUGCUCAUAAAUCUUGAUGUGGAAAAAAAUGCGCCUGGAAGAUAUUUUUAACUUAAUGUCACAAGAGGCUUACCACACCUGGCUUCUCUGAUUUAGUUGUGGGGAUUAGGGUCGUUGGGGAAAAAGGGGUGGGGGGGUGGGGGAGUAAAUUCUGACAUAUUUUAAUGAAUGUUGGUUUAGCUUGGAAUGACCGGAGUAAAAGUUGUGGCAAGAAACGUUGAUAUAUUGGAUGUAAACAGUCGAUAGGUGUAAAUAAUGUAUAUUGUAUGUGUAAGUAAUCGAUAUUGUAGAGAUUGUAAUCGAUAGUAAGUGUAAAUGAUCAAUAUUGUAGAGGAGAGGAAUCCAUGGACAUUUCUUGGUAUUUCUCGUGAUUAGACUUUUGCUUUAAAAAAAAAAUAUUUUCUGUAAUUUGGCUUAUAUGUCAAUGAUGAAAUGGAAUUGUGAAAAAAAAAGAAAAUAACUGAUCUAACCAUAGAAGGCAAGUCCCUAUUGAACAGACGGAGUAUUGAAUAAUUGACUACGUCACUACUGAAUAGAUGCAAUAUUAAAUCUUAUUGAAACGAAGCGAUUUAAAUAUUGACUUUAUCGUCGGUUGGUCAUUAACAAAAAUGUCACUCUGGCAACACUGUAGUCUGUAAUCGUAACCAUCGCCAUUCUGUGCUACGGUAGUCCAGCAACACUAUAGCAUAUACAGGCCUACCCGUUGCUUUCAAAUGUAUCGAAUAGUGUUAUAAUUAGGAUUGCGGUUUUAUUAUUGUUUCCAUAAUGACAAAAUUAAAACAAGCAAGCAAGCCUGAAGAAAUAAAUAACAAAGCGAAUACUGUAUAGCAUGUCACCGCAAACAUGGCUUGGGGGUGUGGUGGGGGUGGGGGGUUAAUGACAUUAAUUUUUUUUUUAAAAAGUCAAAUAAAAUAGGGAUGCUGUCUGGAAUUGAAAAUGAUCUUUCCCUCAUAACUAUGGAUAAUAUCGAGCAUUAGAAAACUAUCUUUAUCUCAUAAUUACCCAAUGUGAGUUUGAGACUUACCUCCUGUCGCCUGCCUCAUCCAUGGAUACACGGGCAUAUUUGGAGAACCCAUUCCUGACAUGCAGGCUGGAUUAGGCAUCCCCGGAUUAUAUCCAUUGGGAGAAAUGCUUGGAUCCGUCAUGGAUUGUUGUGGAUAGUAGUAGUGCUGCUGUGAGCAGACGUCCGGGCCCAUUCCUUUACAUUCCAACAUCCGAUUGUCGUAGUAAAGCUCCGAUGGAUUAACUGAUGGAUGGAUACCGUUGAUGGCAUACGGUGGAUACUGAUGGGCCAGUGGAGGUGUCACUGAGGUCAAAGGUUGUGGAGGUUGGUGCUGGGGUUGCUGCUGCGGGCACGGUGGUUGGUCGAGUCGGUGUUGAUGAUGCUGCUGUGGCUCUAGUGGGUGGAGGUCCUGCGGUUGCUCGUGGUGCCCCACAUGAUGGCCAACGGUGUGGCUGUUUGGAUGAUGGAGGUCUUGCUGUUGGUGUAGAUGUGGAUGAUGAUGUUGCUGCAUGUGAAGCUGAUGUGCAGCUGGCGGAUGAAUGACGUGGUGGUUCUGGUGUUCUAAUAGUUUGUUGUUGGUGCUGCUGUUAUCUUGUAGAUGUGGGGUUCGAGACUCAUGCCGAGAUUCAUAAGGAUACCUCAUAUACGAGGGGGAGUAACUGGGAGAGCAGUUCUCAUACGAGACGGUCCCUGGCCCCGUGUUUGGUCCUAACAUCGGCGACGAUAUAAAUAGGUUCUCAUACUUCUCACCGUGAUCACUGUACAUGUUGGUUGGGUCCAUCCCAAGAACACCAGACUCACUGUUGACCAGUCCAACCCCACAGCCACCGGACAUUGAGUUCGGGGACAUGGUCCCAGGCGGUGGCAGGAUGUUGGUGUAGUACGAGCUCAUAUUCAUAUCUAGUCUUUGAUGUUGAGUCUUGGUUUGAGACUUUGAUCUAGUUAGUGGUAUCGAUCCUCGCUUUGACACUUAGACCGACAUCAAUUUUUACAAGCUUCAACAUUUUCCUCCAAUUACCCACGUUAGUAAAAAUAACAAUUAUUAACAUACAACUUUCUGUAUAUUAUUUUGGAUGCUUUUUGGGAUACAUCCUAAAAAACAGAUAACUCGUCUUGUCUUAUAGAAAAAAUUAGCUUUUAGCUUUGAACUACUAGCAUUUUGGUGAGUUAGUAUUACUGAUAUUUAUUUUAAAAAAUAUUUAAAAAGACAUCAUCAGUUGUUCGUUUUCCAAGUUGUUGAGUUGUUGUGUUGUUCCGUUGCUCGCUAUAACAACUAGAUUAUCUAUUCACUUCAUGUCGGCACCAGGAUUAGAAAAGAAUUCAAUCAUUUAAAAAAAAACAAACAACAACUAGAAAGUAAUUCCGGAAUCAACCCUAUCAACCACAUCAAGCCUAUCAACCACAUCAACCCUAUCAACCACAUCAACCCUAAUCAUCGUAUAUCAACACAUCCGUUAUCCCAGAAGGAGCGUUGGGGGCGAAUCGUGAAUGAAAACAAAAUGAUCCGUGGAUAAUGCUGAUGACCAUUCAGAUAAACCUGACCCUGUCAGUACGUGGGGGGGGCGACGUGAAACAUUAUCACCCUGGUAUGGUCAUAAACAAACGGGAAACGAGACGGGGCCGGGCAUUUGACUCGCUUGUCACAGUGCAGAUGGUCCAGCGAUGCAGAUGCUGUAAUGGUCCAGCGAUGCAGAUGCUGUAAUGGUCCAGCGAUGCAGAUGCUGUAAUGGUCCAACGAUGCAGAUGCUGUAAUGGUCCAACGAUGCAGAUGCUGUAAUGGUCCAGCGAUGCAGAUGCUGUAAUGGUCCAACGAUGCAGAUGCUGUAAUGGUCCAGCGAUGCAGAUGCUGUAAUGGUCCAGCGAUGCAGAUGCUGUAAUGGUCCAGCGAUGCAGAUGCUGUAAUGGUCCAGCGAUGCAGAUGCUGUAAUGGUCCAACGAUGCAGAUGCUGUAACGGCCCAGCGAUGCAGAUGUCUUCUUAUGAAAGAAGAUCAAGAUCACAACGACUGUGAACAUAAACAUACACAGUUAAGUAGUGCUACUGUCGAGCGAUCAAGGUUUACACACAGAAUCUUAGUGCCGCCGAUCAGCUCGUUGGAUGUGCGCUGGCGCCGUUGACUCUAUUUAGUUGUACAACUACUUUCUCUAACUGCACCUCGUCCCUGAGUCUACUCCCACCGGCAAUUACCGGAACGGGGGGUCGUAAAUAACGACCACUAGCGAGAACGGGGGUGGGGGGUUGGGGGGGGCUACCAUUUUGUUUUUGUUCUCAGGAUGGAGGGCCUCGUGAGGACCAGAAACAACGGCAUGUCAUCUGACUGACUACCAGCCAAUCAGACCAGGGGAAUGGCGGCCGUCACGUGACAGACCGCCACGGGCCUCUGAGAGAGGGGAGCCAAUGAAUGGAGUUAGAAAGCGAGGACUGGCCUAGUUGGACGGAGUCAGACAAUGGAAGACCCCCGCUGUUGGACAAAAGCGUUUACCACCAGGGCCGAAGAGAGCCUCCCACAUUUCUUGACAUAGGAUGUCAGUGACGUGAUGCGAUGGGCACGGUGCUUGAAGCGCUUACUAACCAUAAAAUAUCGCUCACCAAACAUCAAACAUCGCUCACCAAACAUCACAAAGUGUUCAUUUAACAUCCUUAAUUAACAUCACAAAGUGUUUAUUUAACAUCACAAAGUGUUCAUUUAACAUCACAAAGUGUUCAUUUAAAAUCACAAAAUGUUUAUUUAACAUCACAAAGUGUUCAUUUAACAUCACAAAGUGUGCAUUUAACAUCACAAAGUGUUCAUUUAAAAAUCGAAAAAAUGUUUAUUUAACAUCACAAAGUGUUCAUUUAACAUCACAAAGUGUUCAUUUAACAUCACAAAGUGUUCAUUUAACACUCUUUAUCUCACUCAGAUUAUAUGCCUUAAUAGGGACCCGACUCCAGCAUCAUCACAUAUAAUAGCUCGGAUUGAAUGGCUCAAUAAAGAAUAGGGACUCGACUCCAGCAUCACCACAUAUCAUGGCUCGGAUUGAAUGGCUCAAGAGAGACUCAACUCCAGCAUCACCACAUAUCAUGGCUCGGAUUGAAUGGCCCAAUAGGGACUCGACUCCAGCAUCACCACAUAUCAUGGCUCGGAUUGAAUGGCUCAAGAGAGACUCGACUCCAGCAUCACCACAUAUCAUGGCUCGGAUUGAAUGGCUCAAUGGGGACUCGACUCCAGUAUCACCACAUAUCAUGGCUCGGAUUGAAUGGCUCAAGAGAGACUCGACUCCAGCAUCACCACAUAUCAUGGCUCGGAUUGAAUGGCUCAAUAGGGACUCGACUCCAGCAUCACCACAUAUCAUGGCUCGGAUUGAAUGGCUCAAUAAACAAUAGGGACUCGACUCUAACAUCACCACAUACCAUGGCUUAGAUUGAAUGGGUUAACAGGGACCAAACUCCAGCACCGCCACAUAUGGCUCAGAUUACAUGGCUUAAUAGGGAACCGAAUCAAUCAUCACCAUAUAUAAGACUUAGGUUAUUUGGCUAAUCAGGGACCAAACUCCAGAACCACCAUAUAUCAUGACUCUGAUUAUAUGGCUUAAUAGGGACUAAACUCUAGCAUCACCACAUAUCAUGCUUCAGAUUAUAUGGCUUAAUAGGGACCAAACUCUAGCAUCACCACAUAUCAUGGCUCGGAUUAUAUGGCUUCAUAGGGACCCGAAUCAAGCAUCACCACAUAUCAUGGCUCGGAUUGAUUGGCUCAAUAGGGACCCAACUCCAGCACCACCACAUGCGAGAAUGAUUGGAACGACUACAGCCCCCACAGACAAAAUGUGAGACCCACUACAGGGCCACAUACACACACAAUAUAAACCCGACUCGAGGAUCACACAAACACACACACACAAAUACAGAUUUCAGAAAAUAAAUUUUGUGUCUUCUGUCAUAAAGAAAAUACUUUUAAAAAAAAUAUUAUACACUUUUACCAGAAAAAAUAAAAAUGUUAAACUUUGAAAGUGUUAACCUGUUGGUGAAUGAUGUUUAUGCCAACAUUUUUAGUUCACCUGUUGGUGAAAGAUGUUUAUGCCAACAUUUUUAGUUAACCUGUUGGUGAAUUAUGUUUAUGCCAACAUUUUUAGUUGAACUGUUGGUUAAUGAUGUUUAUGCCAACAUUUUUAGUUAACCUGUUGGUGAAUGAUGUUUAUGCCAACAUUUUUAGUUAAUCUGUUUGCGAAUGAUGUUUAUGCCAACAAUUUUAGUUAAUUUGUUGGUGAAUGAUGUUUAGGGCAACAUUUUUUGUUAACCUGUUGGUGAAUGAUGUUUAUGCCAACAUUUUUAGUUAACCUGUUGGUGAAUGAUGUUUAUGCCAACAUUUUUAGUUAACAUGGUAAAUGAUGUUUAUGCCAACAUUUUUAGUUAAUCUGUUGGUGAAUGAUGUUUAUGCCAACAUUAUUAAUUAACCUGUUGGUGAAUGAUGUUUAUGCCAACAUUUUUAAUUAACCUGUUGGUGAAUGAUGUUUAUGCCAACAUUUUUAAUUAACCUGUUGGUGAAUGAUGUUUAUGCCAACAUUUUUAAUUAAGCUGUUGGUGAAUGAUGUUUAUGCCAACAUUUUUAAUUAAGCUGUUGGUGAAUGAUUUUAUGCCAACAUUUUUGGUUAACCUGUUGGUGAAUGAUGUUUAUGCCAACAUUUUUAGUUAAUCUGUUGGUGAAUGAUGUUUAUGCCAACAUUUCUAGUUAAUCUGUUGGUAAAUGAUGUUUAUGCCAACAUUUUUAGUUAACCUGUUGGUGAAUGGUGUUUAUGCCAACAUUUUUUGUUAAUCUGUUUAUGAAUGUUGUUUAUGCCAACAUUUUUAGUUAAUCUGUUGGUGAAUGAUGAAUGGUACCAUUAGUACGAUGUAAGAUAUACCUCUAGUACGAUGUAAUAUAUACCACUAGUCCAACGCAAGAUAUACCACUAGUACGAUGUAAUAUAUACCACUAGUAUGAUUUAAGAUAUACGACGAGUGCGAUGUAAGAUAUACCACUAGUACGAUGUACGAUAUACCACUAGUACGAUGUAAGAUAUACCACUAGUCCAAUGCAAGAUAUACCACUAGUACGAUUUAAGAUAUACCACUAGUCCGAUGUUAGAUAUACCACUAGUACGAUCUAAGAAAUACCACUAGUACGAUCUAAGGUAUACCACUAAUCCAAUGCAAGAUAUACCACUAUUACGAUGUAAGAUAUACCACUUGUCCGAUGCUAGAUAUACCACUAGUACGAUAUAAGGUAUACCACUAGUGCGAUCUAAGAUGUAUCAUCAGGCAGAUGUCAGAUGUAGUACACACCCAAUGUAUGAUGUACACAUACCACAUCAAUGAAUAAGUAUGUAUAACUGAGAGUGUGCAUUUUUGUUAUAAGCCACCAGUCGCUAGUUAUCAUCGAGUUGAUGAUGAUGAAAAGAACGACUGAUCCGUGACACGGUCGGAGUUACAUCCCCUGCUUAAGAUCGAGGGCUGACAAUGAGGGGAGAUAAUCCUAACCAUAAGGUGAUGACAUGUCAGGGGCAGAUGACUACUUGAUUAGAUCUGUACAAACAAAGUCAAGGCGUGGCUAAAUAAUGGCAAUAGCCUUAAGCGGUGGUUAAAAAUAGAUGUGGCUUUAUGAUCUUCAACCACAACACUAGCGAUGGCUAGUCAAUCAUCACAGUUGCUAGUCACAGUGCUUAUGGCUAGUCAACCACCACAGUUACUAGUCACAAUGCUUAUGGCUAGUCAACCACCACAGUUACUAGUCACAGUGCUUAUGGCUAGUCAACCACCACACUUGCUAGUCACAGAGCUUAUGGCUAGUCAACCACCACACUUGCUAGUCACAGUGCUUAUGGCUAGUCAACCACCACAGUUACUAGUCACAGUGCUUAUGGCUAGUCAACCACCACAGUUACUAGUCACAAUGCUUAUGGCUAGUCAACUACCACACUUGCUAUUCACAGUGCUUAUGGCUAGUCAACCACCACAGUUACUAGUCACAGUGCUUAUGGCUAGUCAACCACCACACUUGCUAGUCACAGUGCUUAUGGCUAGUCAACCACCACAGUUACUAGUCACAGUGCUUAUGGCUAGUCAACCACCACACUUGCUAGUCACAGUGCUUAUGGCUAGUCAACCACCACAGUUACUAGUCACAGUGCUUAUGGCUAGUCAACCACCACACUUGCUAGUCACAGUGCUUAUGGCCAGUCAACCACCACAGUUGCUAGUCACAGAGCUUAUGGCUAGUCAACCACCACACUUGCUAGUCACUGUGCUUAUGGCUAGUUACGACCACAGUUGCUAGUCACAGUGCUUAUGGCUAGUCAACCACCACACUUGCUAGUCACAGUGCUUAUGGCUAGUCAAUCACCACAGUUGCUAGUCACAGUGCUUAUGGCUAGUCAACCACCACAGUUGCUUGUCACAGUGCUUAUGGCUAGUCAACCAACACAGUUGCUAGUCACAGUGCUUAUGGCUAGUCAACAACAACAGUACUCAUUGCUAGUCAACCAUUACAGUACUUUUGGCUAGUCAACCACCACAGUACUCAUUGCUAGUCAACCACCUAAGUACUCAUUGCUAGUCAACCACCACAGUACUCAUUGCUUGUCAACCAUCAAAGUACUUAUGGCUAGACAACCACCACAGUAAUCAUUGCUACUCAACCAACACAGUACUCAUUGCUAGUCAACCACCACAGUACUUAUUGCUAGUCAACUAUCACAGUACUUAUGGCUAGUCAACCACCACAGUACUCAUUGCUAGUCAACCAUCACAGUACUCAUUGCUAGUCAACCACCACAGUAAUCAUUGCUACUCAACCAUCACAGUUCUCAUUGCUAGUCAACCAUCAGAGUACUUAUGGCUAGACAACAACCACAGUACUCAUUGCUAGUCAACCAUCACAGUACUCAUUGCUAGUCAACCAUCACAGUACUUAUGGCUAGUCAAUCACCACAGUUGCUAGUCACAGUGCUUAUGGCUAGUCAACCACCACACUUGCUAGUCACAGAGCUUAUGGCUAGUCAACCACCACAGUUGCUAGUCACAGUGCUCAUGGCUAGUCAACCUCCACAUUUGCUAGUCACAGUGCUUGUGGCUAGUAAACCACCACAGUUGCUAGUCACAGUGCUUAUGGCUAGUCAACCACCACACUUGCUAGUCUUAGUGCUUAUGGCUAAACAACAACUACAGUUACUAGUCACAGUGCUUAUGGCUAGUCAACCACCACAGUCGCUAGUCACAGAGCUUAUGGCUAGUCAACCACCACAGUUGCUAGUGACAGUGCUUAUGGCUAGUCAACCACCACAGUUUCUUGUCACAGUGCUUAUGGCUAGUCAACCAACACAGUUGCUAGUCACAGUGCUUAUGGCUAGUCAACCACCACAGUACUCAUUGCUAGUCAACCAUUACAGUACUUAUGGCAAGUCAACCACCACAGUGCUUAUGGCUAGUCAAUCACCUGAGUACUCAUUGCUAAUAAACCACCACAGUACUCAUUGCUAGUCAACCAUCAGAGUACUUAUGGCUAGUCAACCACUACAGUACUCAUUGCUAGUCAACCACCACAGUACUCAUUGCUAGUCAACCACCAACAGUGCUCAUUGCUAAUCAACCACCACAGUACUCAUUGCUAGUCAACCACCACAGUACUCAUUUCUAGUCAACCAUCACAGUACUUAUGGCUAGUCAACCUCCACAGUACUCAUUGCUAGUAAACCAUCAAAAUAAUAAUGGCUAAAAAACACCACAGUACUCAUUGCUAGUCAACCACGACAGUACUCUUUGCUAGUCAACCACAAAAGUACUCAUUGCUAGUCAACUACCACAGUACUCAUUGCUAGUCAACCAUCACAGUACUUAUGGCUAGUCAAACAUCACAGUACUCAUUGCUAGUCAACCACCACAGUACUAAUUGCUACUCAACCAUCACAGUACUCAUUGCUAGUCAACCAUCACAGUAAUUAUGGCUAGUCAACCACUACAGUACUCAUUGCUAGUCAACCACCACAGUACUCAUUGCUAGUCAACCACCAACAGUGCUCAUUGCUAAUCAACCACCACAGUACUCAUUGCUAGUCAACCACCUGAGUACUCAUUGCUAGUGAACCACCACAGUACUCAUUGCUAGUCAACCAUCAGAGUACUUAUGGCUAGACAACAACCACAGUACUCAUUGCUAGUCAACCAUCACAGUACUCAUUGCUAGUCAACAACAACAGUACUCAUUGCUAGUCAACCACCACAUUACUCAUUGUUAGUCAACCACCAAAGUACUCAUUGCUACUCAACCACCACAGUACUCAUUGCUAGUCAACCACCACAGUAUUCAUUGCUAGUCAACCUUCACAGUACUUAUGGCUAGUCAACCACCACAGUACUCAUUGCUAGUCAACAACCACAGUACUCAUUGCUAGUCAACCACCACAGUACUCAUUGCUAGUCAACCAUCACAGUACUUAUGGCUAGUCAACCACCACAGUACUCAUUGCUAGUCAACAACCACAGUACUCAUUGCUAGUCAACCAUCACAGAACUCAUUGCUAGUCAACCACCACAGUACUCAUUGCUAGUUAUCCACCACAGUACUCAUUGCUAGUCAACCACCACAGUACUCAUUGCUAGUCAACCACCACAGUAUUCAUUGCUAGUCAACCAUCCCAGUACUUAUGGCUAGUCAACCACCACAGUACUCAUUGCUAGUCAACAACCACAGUACUAAUUGCUAGUCAACAACCACAGUACUUAUUGCUAGUCAACCAUCACAGUACUCAUUGCUAGUCAACCACCACAGUACUCAUUGCUAGUCAACCAUCACAGUACUUAUGGCUAGUCAACCACCACAGUACUCAUUGCUAGUUAACCACCACAGUACUCAUUGCUACUCAACCAUCACAUUACUCAUAGCUAGUCAACCGUAUAAAAGUACUCAUUGCAAGUCAAUAAUCACAGUACUCAUUUCUUGUCAAUCAUCACUAUACUCAUAGUUAGUCAACCUUAUAAAAAUACUGAUCGCUAGUCAACCCUCACAGUAAUGAUCGCUAGUCGACCCUCACAGUGCUGAUCGCUAGUCAAACCCCAGAGUACAGAUUGCUAGCCAACCAUCACAGUACUCAUUGUUAGUCAACCAUCACAAUACUUAUUGGUAGUCAACCAUCAUAGUAUUCAUUGUUAGUCAACCAUCACAAUACUUAUUGGUAGUUAACCAUAUCAGUAUCGAUUCUUUGACAGCCAUCUUAGUACUGAUCGCUUGUCAACUAAUUGCUAGUCAACCAUCAAAGUACUGAUUGCUAGUUAACAAUCAAAGUACUAAUCGCUAGUCAACCCUCAAAACACUGAUCGCUAGUCAACCAUAACAAUACUGAUUGCUAGUCAACCAUCAUAGUAAUAAUCGCUAGUCAACCAUAACAGUACUGAUCGCUAGUCAACCAUGACAGUACUGAUCGCUAGUCAUCCCUCACACUACUGAUUGCUAGUCAACCAUCACAUUACUGUAUGUGAGUCAACCAUCACAAUACUCAUCACUAGUCAACCGUACAGUACCUUUUGCUUGACAGCCAUAUUAGUACUGAUUGCAAUUCAACCAUCACAAUACUGAUUGCUAGUCUAACACCACAGUACUGAUCGCUAGUCAACCAUAACAGUACCGAUUGCUUGACAGCCAUCAAAGUACUGAUUGCUAGUCAAUCAUCACAGUAGAGAUCGCUUGUCAACCAUAACAAUAAUGAGUUAUUGCUAUCUGAAAGCUUCGGGAAAAUGACAUCAACAAAUUCACCAUGUAGAUAUACGUUUAUUAUGACAUCAAAACAUCCGCCAUGUAGAUACACAUUUAUUAUGACAUCAAAACAUCUGCCAUGUAGAUACACAUUUAUUAUGACAUCAAAACAUCCGCUAUGUAGAUACACAUUUAUUAUGACAUCAAAACAUCUGCUAUGUAGAUACACAUUUAUUAUGACAUCAACACAUCCGCCAUGAAGAUACACAUUUAUUGUGACAUCAACACAUCCGCCAUGAAGAUACACAUUUAUUAUGACAUCAACACAUCCGCCAUGAAGAUACACAUCUACUUUAACUUAAAAGGAAACUAAAUAUAGAAAAAGUUCCUCAAAUUUAUAAAUGAAGGUACGGUGACAAUACCUGUACACAAUCUAUAGUGCGAUGAUAAUGCUUGCUCCUGUACACAAUGUAUAGUGCGAUGAUAAUACUUGAUCCAGUACACAAUGUAUAGUGCGAUGAUAAUACUUGCUCCUGUACACAAUGUAUAGUGCGAUGAUAAUACUUGCUCCUGUACACAAUGUAACUUAAAUGAUAAUACUUGCUCCUGUACACAAUGUAUAGUGCGAUGAUAAUACUUGCUCCUGUACACAAUGUAACUUAAGAUGAUAAUACUUGCUCCUGUACACAAUGUAACUUAAGAUGAUAAUACUUGCUCCUGUACACAAUGUAACUUAAGAUGAUAAUACUUGCUCCUGUACACAAUGUAACUUAAGAUGAUAAUACUUGCUCCUGUACACAAUGUAAAGUACGAUGAUAAUGCUUGCUACUGUUGCGAAAAUAACCGCAUGAAAAAGAUUUCCAGAAGGACACAUUAUUUAGACCAGUGGUUCUCAAUCUUCAUAAAUCCGCGACCUUUUAAUACAGCUUCUCUUGCUGUGGCGACCCCAACCAUAAAAUUAAGUUCGUUGCUACUUCAUAAAUAUGUGUUUUCCGAUGGUUCUGGGUGACUCCUGUGUAAGGGUCGUUUGACCCCCAAAGGGGUCACGAGCGACAUGUUGAAAACCGCUAAUGAAGACAAAUGUUGAAUUUCCAAAGAGCAACCCGAAUGCAGACUUUGAACAUGUUUAUUACUGACUCUUAAUUUGAACAUAUUUAUUGCUGACUCUUAAUUUGAAUUAAAUUACAAAAGCUUCUAAGUUAAUCUUAGAGAAAGAAGUAAACUUAUAAUCCUGUUUAAACUAAUCUUAUAAUUGACAUAAUUAUAAUACAAAUACUUAUAAUUAUAGUAUAGUAUUUAAGAAAUAUAAUAAUACAUAUUUGCUAUAAAUAAAUGUAUAUUUCCAUUGACUUAUUUUAGUUGAUGUGGCAUAAUUGAUUUAUUGUAGUUGAUGUGUUAUAAUUGACUUAUUGUAGCUGAUGUGGUAUAAUUAACUUAUUGUAGUUGAUGUGGUAUACAAUGUUUCACUUUCCAUGCUACAACAUUUGCAUACUUGACGUGUCUCAUAUUCGAACGAACCUUUCCAACGACCUGGAGAUCCCCUGCGAUCCUUCACGUCCAUGAGACCGACCCCUAGACAGCCGGGCUUAACGGCACUGACAAAGUGUCAGAGUUACUUAACUUGAGGACCUACAAGUUUAUGUCCCUUUGAUCCAGUAGGUGUUGUGGUAUGACGCUGCGUUUAUCUUUUUUCUGUCUUUAAACGGAAGCUCUGAGGAAAUUGUCUCCUGAAGAAAAGAAAAAAAGAGAGAUAGAACAAAUGUCCUCUCAAAGUUAAAAUGUACACACGUGUACAGAUAGAACAUCUCAGCUCAGAUAAACAUUCACAUUCUAAGAAGCAGAAAAUUCGAUUGCAUAAUUGUUAGUAGGGAAAAUCUGGUGGAAAGACCAGUUUUAAAACUUCACGUGUUGAGAGGCAAUGUGGACAUGUCUGACUCAGAGAUUCGGUGGGAAUGUCUGGCUCAGAGGUGAAGUGAGAAUGUCUGGCUCAGACGUUGGUGAGAAUGUCUGGCUCAGAGACUAGGUGGAAAUGUCUGGCUCAGGGACUAGCUGGGAAUGUCUGGCUCAGGGACUAGGUGGGAAUGUCUGGCUCAGACACUAGUUGGGAAUGUCUGGCUCAGAGACCAGGUGGUAGUGUCUGGCUCGGGGACUAGGUGGGAAUAUCUGGCUCAGAGACUAGGUGGGAAUGUCUGGUUCAGAGACUAGGUGUGAAGGUCUGGCUCAGAGACAAGGUGGAUGGGAAUGUCUGGUUCAGAGACUAGGUGGGAAUGUCUGGCUCAGAGACAAGGUGGGAAUGUCUGGCUCAGAGACUAGGUGGAAGUCUGGCUCAGAGACUAGGUGGUAAUGUCUUGCUCGGGGACUAGGUCGGAAUAUCUGGCUCAGAGACUAGGUUGGAAUGUCUGGCUCAGAGACUAGGUGGGAAUGUCUGGCUCAGAGACUAGGUGGGAAUGUCUGGCUCAGGGACUAGGUGUGAAUGUCUGGCUCAGGGACUGGGUGGGAAUGUCUGGCCCAGGGACUAGGUGGGAAUGUCUGGAUCAGCGGCAAGAUGGAAACAUUAUUUACUGGGUGUUUUUUCCAACAGUAAACUUCAUGUCAUUUCAUGUCAUUUACUGUUAUGCCAUGUCAUGUAUUGUUAAGUAAUGUCAUGUAAUGUUAUGUAAUGUUAUGACAUGUCAUGCAUUGUUAAGUAAUGUCAUGUAAUGUUAUGUAAUGUCAUGUAAUGUUAUGCCAUGUCAUGUAUUGUUAAGUAAUGUCAUGUAAUGUCAUGUAAUGUCAUGUAAUGUCAUGUAAUGUCAUGUCAUGUUAUGUGGUUAUCAAAGUGGCACACAAAGACUUUUAGAUCCCGACCCCCUCUCCCUCUUAUGUUACGGUGUGUGUUGUAGGAUAAAGUCAUCGCGGCCUGAGGUUCAUCUUAUAAUGGUCAUCUGGAGACACCUUGCUAAUGACUCACUUUUAUUGUGUCUGUUGUGUACAUGAAAUGUACUUACGAUGUGUCUGUUGUGUACAUUAAAUGGAGUUGUGCUGUGUCUGUUGUGUACAUUAAAUGGCCUUGUAUUAUGUCUGUUGUGUACAUUAAAUGGACUUGUAUUGUGUCUGUUGUGUACAUUGAAUGUGCUUGUGAUGUGUCUGUUGUGUACAUUAAAUGUACUUGUAUUGUGUCUGCAAUGUACAUUAAAUGGACUUGUAUUGUGUCUGUUGUGUACAUUAAAUGGACUUGUGUUGUGUCUGAUGUGUACAUUAAAUAGACUUGUAUUGUGUCUGUUGUGUACAUUAAAUGUACUUGUGAUGUGUCUGUUGUGUACAUUAAGUGGAAUUGUGGUGUGUCCUUUGUGUACAAUAAAUGUACUUGUGCUGUAUCUGUUGUGUUCUUUAAAUGUACUUGUGAUGUGGCUGUUGUGUACAUGAAUUGGACUUGUGUACAUGAAUUGGACUUGUGCUGUGUCCUUUGUGUGCAAUAAAUGGACUUGUGCUGUGUCCUUUGUGUACAGUAAAUGUAGUUGUGCAGUGUCUGAUGUGUACAUUAAAUGUACUGUAUUGUGUCUGUUGUGUACAUUAAAUGGACUUGUAGUGUGUCUGUUGUGUACAUUAAAUGUGCCUGUGAUUGUCUGUUGUGUACAUUAAAUGGACUUGUAUUGAGUCUGUUGUGUACAUUAAAUGGACUUGUAUUGUGUCUGUUGUGUACAUUAAAUGGACUUGUAUUGUGUUUGUUGUGUACAUUAAAUGGACUUGUAUUGUGUCUGUUGUGUAUUUUAAAUUUACUUGUGAUGUGGCUGUUGUGUACAUGAAUUGGACUUGUGCUGUGUCCUUUGUGUGGAAUAAAUGGACUUGUGCUGUGUCUUUUGUGUGCAGUAAAUGUACUUGUGCUGUGUCUGAUGUGUACAUUAAAUGUACGUGUGCUGUAUCUGAUGUGAACAAUAAUUCGACACUCCGGGCAAAGUGACGUCACUGCGGCGCUCCAAGUUAUUUUUAGUUCUCUCUUUUUAUAAUUUGGUGACACUUUAUAAUAAAUCUUCUUUUAUUGUACAAUAACUGUUCCUUUAUUGUACCAUAACUGUUCCUUUAUUGUACCAUAAUUGUUCCUUCAUCGUUCCAAGGUUAUAAUAGAAUAAAAUAGUUUUAGAUAUAAAAAAAGCAACUAAUAACAACAGGAACAGUUUCAAAAGGAACAGUUGAGGCGACAACACUAGACACAUUUGUGUCUAUUGCCUCAAGCCUUCAAACACUUGUGCAUAAUUUCCUCAUCACCUCCAGUAGCAGAAACAUUGCAAAUCCCAUCUACAUGCAUAGGAGCCAAAAUGAUCAAUAAAUUGAUCGUGAGAUUUAACUUGACCUGUUCCCAAUCGGCCCUCGGCAAUCUCCCUAGAAAAGUUAGCUCCGACUGAACUCUCGUUUGAUGACGUCACCUUUCUGGCGUCCACUCAGCUUGGUGUCCUGAUGUUCUGUGCUUCGUGCCCCAGAGAUGACAAACUGGUUGGUCAGUAAGAGAAGCGGUCGCUUUAAUGUGAUCAGCCACCGAUGGCUGCUAGGAGAGCAUACAGGCUUCAUUCAAGAAUAUUUUAUGGUGCUGACUGGGGGUAGGGGCGCGUAAGGGGAACAAUGGGAGGCGUGGACGGUGUUUAACUGUACGCACUUUUUGGAAGUUAACUAAUGACAUUUUUUGUCAUUUACUUUUUUAAAGUUCACCAAUGAAAUUUUUUGUCAUUUACUUUUUAAAGUUCACCAAUGACAUUUGUAAAAACAUUUAUUUGAAGACAAAUAUAUUUCACCUGUCCUACCCUUUAAAUCUCGCCCUGCCCUGUUAAAUCUCGUCCUAUCACGUGAAAUCUCGAGGCCCGCACGUGCGGUGGGUGAUAUUAGAAUUGACUCGUACUUAAUGAUGGAAGGCAAAAUGUUUAGGAAACGAAAUCGUCACAUUCAACAAUGAUUUUAAAGUAUUUUGUACAGUUGGAUACUUGACAUCUGGAUACUUGAAUACUUGAUACUUGACAUCUGGAUAUUUGACAACUUGAUACUUGACAACUUGAUACUUGACAACUUGAUACUUGACAUAUGGAUACUUGAAUACUUGAUACUUGACAUCUGGAUACUUGACAACUUGAUACUUGACAACUUGAUACUUGAAAACUUGAUACUUGACAACUUGAUACUUGACAUAUGGAUACUUGACAUCUGGAUACUUCGAGCUGCAAUGGCAUGAGCAGCUCAACAUGACUGUGCAAUUGUUGUUAUAGAGCGAAUAAUUUUAAAAAAUUCAUUUUAUCCCAAGGCUCUGACCCCUUGUUUGGGUCAUCACCAGGGGAUCUAGAACUGAUUUCUGAAACUGAUAUCUUGAACUUAUAUCAGAAAUCUCUUUUGAGCCUGUAUUAAAGACAUUCUCUUGCAUGCCAUGUCUCACUACGACGAAGAAAAACAGAGAGGGGGAAAGAGAGAAGGGGAGAGAGAGAGGUUGAAGGGGGAGAAAGAGAGACAAUGUGUGUCUGCAGAUAAUAUUAAUAAAUCAGAGAGAAACGUAUGUGAAUUUUAAAAGAAUUUUUGUUUAUUUCAAGAAAGACAUUACAUCAAGACAACACACCAAGAAAUUUAUCAAGACAUCACACAAAGACAUCAAUCAAGACAUCACACCAGGAAACCACAUCAAGAAACCGAUCAAGACAUCAAUCAAGACAUCAUAUCAGGACAUCACAUCAAGACAUCACAUCAAGACAUCAGAUCAAGACAUCACAUCAAGUCAUCUCAUCAAGACAUCACAUCAAGACAUCAGAUCAAGACAUCACAUGAAGACAUCACAUCAAGACAUCACAUCAGGAAAUCAUAAAUGCUUGAGAAAACGCUCGGCCUACACGUCAUCUAUGCCGGCAAGUUGAAGAAGUCUAGAAUAAAUUUGGCAAUAACAAAGUCAGUAUUCAUCCGCUGGUGAGCACCUGGCCAAGCGAGGCAAGUGCCAACAUUUCCUUAUCAGUAGCAAAUGAUACUGGACAACAAGGCUCCUUCUUUCUGCGUAGAAAGAUAGGACAGACAGACAGGAAAGACAGAUGAAUGGGCACAAAUAGUCAGAUAAGUUUGAACGGCUUAUGAAACCCGAAGCCUAUUGUGUACUCAUUUUAAAGUUAGACGGCCUUCAUGCACGAUAUUAAGGACUAUUUCAAACAAAAUGCAUAGAGUUUGGAAUGUUCAUUUGUUUAUGCUUGGGUAGUAGUAGCCUUCUACAUUCUGUCCAUGGUUUUGUCUACAUUCUGACAUGGUGUUGUCUAAAUUCUAAACAUGGUUUAGUAUUCCUAUUUCAUUCUUACAUCCAGUAUCUACAACCAUCACUAGCUCCUACAUUGAGUAUCUACAACCAUCACUAGCUCCUACAUCCAGUAUCUACAACCAUCACUAGCUCCUACAUUAAGUAUAUACAACAUCACCAGCUCCUACAUUGAGUAUCUACAACCAUCACUAGCUCCUACAUUGAGUAUCUACAACCAUCACUAGCUCCUACAUUGAGUAUAUACAACAAUCACCAGCUCCUACAUUGAGUAUCUACAACCAUCACUAGCUCCUACAUUGAGUA
Molecule: messenger RNA, 29334 nt
Organism: Lymnaea stagnalis (great pond snail)
Lineage: Eukaryota; Metazoa; Mollusca; Gastropoda; Lymnaeidae
Source: the annotation of a GenBank genome assembly